Hippocampus comes (tiger tail seahorse) is the source of this 898-nucleotide messenger RNA. It is a transcript of the gene ebp, whose product is annotated as EBP cholestenol delta-isomerase. NCBI's taxonomy places the organism in Eukaryota, Metazoa, Chordata, Actinopteri, Syngnathiformes, Syngnathidae. Bases 132 to 815 code for a protein of 227 amino acids. The transcript has 5 exons. Gene Ontology annotation, cellular component: endoplasmic reticulum; membrane. Gene Ontology annotation, molecular function: C-8 sterol isomerase activity; steroid Delta-isomerase activity; cholestenol delta-isomerase activity. Gene Ontology annotation, biological process: cholesterol biosynthetic process. The record is from RefSeq and is a predicted model, not a curated record.
CAAGUCGUCUUAUUGGUCAACCGUUAGAGUUCAGUGUUUAAGAUUUUUUUUGACGCGCUGUACAGUGUCUGGCAGUUUUCUUCGAGGGGAUCGUUUCAUCGAAAGUUUUGUGUUUUUGCUCUUCGUCACCGAUGAUGGAAUCCGCCUCAGCAUCUGCACCACUUCAUCCCUACUGGCCUAGACAUCUUUUGAUUCCCACUUACGUGGCCAAUGAUCGAUCCAUGGCAGAGAUCCUGACGUUUCUCUUCUCUGUGUCUGCGGUGUUUCUGCUCGUCACCUGGUUGAUUACUCGCGGGCUGGGAACACUGAGGCGUCUGGCUGUGUGCUGGUUUGCAGUUUGUGGUUUUAUCCACAGUGUUAUCGAGGGCUGGUUCUCUCUCUACUAUGAUGCUAUUCCAGGAGACCAAAGCUUCCUGUCACAGUUGUGGAAGGAGUAUUCUAAAGGGGACAGUCGAUAUGUAAUAGCUGAUAACUUUACUGUUUGUAUGGAGACCGUGACUGCGUGGUUAUGGGGACCAUUCAGCUUUUGGGCUGUGUUUGCCUUCUUAACAAACAAGCCCUACAGAUUUGUGUUGCAGCUCAUACUUUCACUUGGUCAACUGUAUGGAGCUGUGCUGUACUUCUUCAUAGAACACAGAGAGGGUUACGCUCACAGUGAGCUGGGACAUCCCAUCUACUUUUGGUUCUACUUUGUGUUCUUGAACGUUCUGUGGAUCAUCAUACCACUGGUGCUCAUUGUGGACGCCUGGAGACAGCUGUCAGCCGCCCAGACACAUUCGGAUGGCAGAAAGUCUCACAAGUCCAAGAAAAAAUAGAACGAUGUGACUGUGCCUUUACAUAUUCCCAGAUUUGCAAGGAAAACAUCCCUAAAGACACUUGGAGACCGUUCUGUUUGACU